UUAUAAGCCAAUAUUGAGAAAAAAAUUCCUGGGACCAUUUAUGUUUAUUUUGUCAGAACACCGUGAAAGGAUUAUGUGAUGCGAUAAAGACAGAAUGUGAAAAGUUACGCAAAGAGGGAAAUAUAAGAUGGAAGAAGCUGUCUUUGGAGUUGAUGAAAUAUACCGGGAACAGUUCCCAAAUAGUAGAAAUUUCUUCAAAAGAAGAGCAAACCGAAUAUGAUUAUAUUAUCAGAUAUGUCUCUCGCGUCUAUAUAAUGUUAAUUAAAGAUAAACCACUUUUGAAAUGUUACUGGGGUGAAAAGACCUUGCGUUGUUCUGCUAUUCUACUCAACCGUUCACUAAAAGAUGAUAAUAGACGGUGUUCUGGGAAUAAAAUCGAUGCAAUAAUGUCAAUUUUGGAUAUUGGUUUAGAGUUCUCGACCUUGGAAGUCUCAGGAAGUCCAUCAAAACCUGAUCAUAUCCAUUACGUGGGGGAUCGAAAUAAAACAGCAAAGAUGCUUAAAAUUAUCUUGAAUUAUGUAUACAUCAAAUACUCAGGCGACUUCGAAAAAUUUAGGAGGAUAAAGUGUACGGUGUACAAAUAUAUGAUCACAACUUAUAUGUAUAUAGUAUGUGCUGCCAUUUGCUGGAAUUUACUAUUUCAAACUCGAGAUGAUGUUCUCCUAUCCAACAAUUGCAUUCUUACUUUUCAAAGAGUUGCCAAUUUUUGCUUCAAACUUAUGGAUGUUGCGGGACUUGAUUACUUCAAGUUUUAAUAGUAUAUUGACGUAUAUUACAAGUGAUCCUUUGCAAAUUGAUAAUGAUAAUACCAUGAUUGCAAAUG
Rhizophagus irregularis DAOM 181602=DAOM 197198 is the source of this 823-nucleotide messenger RNA. RefSeq lists its product as uncharacterized. The record is from RefSeq and is a predicted model, not a curated record. Lineage: Eukaryota; Fungi; Glomeromycota; Glomeromycetes; Glomerales; Glomeraceae.